UGCAACACAUGCAUAUCUCAUGGCUAUUUGAUCUCUUCCAUUAAUUCUUUCAAAACACCACUCAAAUGGGAGAGUUCAAGUGUGGCUUUGCUUCUUUCUUGGUUAAUCUUGCAUUUUGUCUUUCAUUUAACAUUGUUCUCUUAGUUCACAGCCAGCUUUUGCCUAUAGUCAGUGACCGUGGAGAAAACACUAGUCAAAUCCAAACCUACAUUGUUCACGUACUGAAGCCAAAGGGCUCAAAAUUUUUAGGUGCUGAGGAUUUACAGAAAUGGCACAAAUCCUUUUUGCCAAACAAUACUUUAGACACAGGCGAGCCGCGGUUGCUUUACUCAUAUAAAGAAGCAAUUAGCGGGUUUGCAGCAAAAUUAACACCCGAAGAAGUGAGAGGCAUGGAGAAGAUGAACGGAUUUCUGCGUGCCAAUCCGAGCAAGCGGCUUCAAGUUCAAACAACAUAUACACAUAAAUUACUAAACUUGAGCACUUUAUUUGGAGCUUGGUCGACAAGCAACUCAUUUUACGGCGAGGGGAUCAUCAUCGGAGUGAUAGAUACAGGUAUUCACUUGCCCCAUCCAUCUUUUGCAGACAUAGGAAUGCCACCACUCCCAAGAGGAUGGAAUGCAAGUUGUAACCUCCCAAGAGGGUCUUGCAAUGGUAAAGUCAUUGGAGCACAAUCUUUCAAAAAAGGUAAUACAAGCAAUCCACCAACAGACAUAGACCAAGGUCAUGGAACCCAUGUGGCUGGCAUUGCAGCAGGCAACUUUGUGGAUAAUGCAGAUGUCCUCCGACUUGCUUCUGGAAGAGCUUCAGGGAUGGCACCAAAAGCAUAUAUAUCAGUGUACAAGGUGUGCUGGGAAGAUAUAGGUUGUGACGUGGAUGAUAUCAUAGCAGGUAUAGAUCAGGCAAUUCUAGAUGGUGUGCAUAUCCUCCAAAUGUCCUUUGGAGCAGAUCCUCCUGAUUUGCCCACUUCCUUAGAUGAGGAUGAAUUAGCUUUUGCCACUUACUCAGCAAUGCAAAAAGGGAUUUUCUCUUGCACAACUGCCGGUAACAAUGGUCCGGACCGGGAGACAUUGAGUCAUGCUGCUCCGUGGGAUAUGGUUGUCGGUGCAACCACUACAGAUCGAAGAAUAAGAACAACUGUAACACUGGGCGAUGGGAAGCAAAUAUUCCACGGAGAAAGCGCCUAUCAACCCAACACAAUUACUAACCAGUUUUUUCCUCUUGCUUUUCCGGGCAGCAAUGGGCAAUGGGACCAACUGUUUUGCUUGAAUAAUUCUUUGAAUGGCUUCAAUGUUAAGGGAAAGAUUGUGAUGUGCGAAGUUGGAGAGAUAGAUGACAUUGAAAAGGGUGGCUUCGUUAGGAAUGCUGGAGGCGCUGGCAUGAUCCUUAUGAAUGAUGACAUCUCAGGGUACACAACAUCUUCAGACGCUCACCAUCUCCCGGUAUCACAUGUGAGCUACAAAGAUGCCAUGCAAAUUAAAAAUUAUUUUAUGUCAAACUCUACACCAACAGCAAAGAUCACCUUCGGUGGCACCAUAUUUGGAAUUCGCCCAGCUCCAGCAUUGGCUUCCUUCUCAUCGAGAGGCCCAGCCAAGUAUAAUAGACACAUUGUGAAGCCGGACGUCACUGCACCUGGAGUGAAUAUUCUAUCAGCAUGGCCAGUAGAUGUUGGGCCCUUCCCAUCCAGUCUUAAAAAAAACACAUUUAACUUCGUGAGUGGCACAUCCAUGGCCGCACCUCAUGUUUCUGGAAUUGUCGCUCUUAUCAUGAGCAAGUUAAAGAAUGACAACAAGCGUAUAUGGUCAACAUCAGAGAUCCAAUCAGCACUCAUCACCACAGCCAACGCAUUCGACUUAGAUGGAAAACCAAUCUUCGAUGAGGCAACUUUGAACGACAGCGCCAACAUUCUCCAACGAGGAGCAGGACAAGUCAAUGCAACAAAUGCCAUGGAUCCAGGUCUCGUCUACAACAUUGAACAAGAUGAUUAUGUUGCCUAUCUUUGCGGAAUUUAUUCUAAUAACAGUACAAUUGUGCAAAGCUUCACACAGGAUAACACCCAGUGUACUAGAUCCAUCUCUGGUAAGCGACUCAAUUAUCCCUCAAUUGGCAUACGGAUGAGAUCAAGAUCAUCAAGGACCACUAUUAUGAGAACUGUGACGAACGUGGGUGAUGCUAGGGAAAUCUACAAUGUGACAUGGAUAGAACCACCAUUUGUGAAAAUCUACUUCUCUCAAUACAAGCUUAGCUUCACCAGAUUAGAACAACAAAUUAGCUAUAAUAUUACAUUCACCAUGAAUGGUUCUCACCCAGGUUUUGGAGUCAUUGGACAAGGACAAUUGUCAUGGGUCUCCAACAAGCACACUGUCACAAGUCCCAUCUACAUUGCAUUCUAAAAUCCAUAAAUGAAGUAAUCACGGAAUGUAAUAAGCUUGUGUUAAGUGAUUGUGUUGCCUUGAACAAAAUUCCUGGUGAAAAUAAUGUCUUCAUAAUCAAGGA
Dioscorea cayenensis subsp. rotundata (Guinea yam) is the source of this 2493-nucleotide messenger RNA. RefSeq names its product subtilisin-like protease 4. Gene Ontology annotation, biological process: proteolysis. The record is from RefSeq and is a predicted model, not a curated record. Bases 66 to 2390 code for a protein of 774 amino acids. NCBI's taxonomy places the organism in Eukaryota, Viridiplantae, Streptophyta, Magnoliopsida, Dioscoreales, Dioscoreaceae. The transcript has a single exon. Gene Ontology annotation, molecular function: serine-type endopeptidase activity.